Molecule: messenger RNA, 2438 nt
Organism: Bradysia coprophila
Lineage: Eukaryota; Metazoa; Arthropoda; Insecta; Diptera; Sciaridae
Molecular function (GO): protein binding
Source: RefSeq, a predicted model, not a curated record
GUCUUUCUUGCCAUGAUAAGCAUUCCAAUUGUGCGUUAUUUUUCUGGAUUCAGUCAUCUUCAGCCUCUGUUAGUGUGAACUACUGUAUAAGUCGUUAAAAUUCUAUCAAUUAAAUCACAAUGAGGAUUCUCAGCGCAGCAUUGCUGAUUCUUUCUUCAUUUUCGUCUCAUUCACUUUGUUUUGAUUUAAAAUGUGUUGAUCCCUCGACUGUACGAUGCGUUGUUUCUGAUGUAAUAAUCACCAGUCCUAAUAAUCUAAUAACUUCUAUUAAUGGAAACACUGAUCCAGACCUAGUGUACACCGAAUUGACAAUCAACAGUCAAAAUGUUAAGUUUAUGCCGACGAACAUUGCUAAAUUUUUUCCCAAACUUGAAAAAUUGGAGAUUUCGAAUUCAAGUUUGGAAUGGAUUGAACAAGCGAAUAUCAAAGAACUCACAAGCCUUAGGACACUGAAUUUGAACAACAACAACCUCAGACUUUUUGAAGAAGGUCUGUUCGACUUCAACACCAAAUUGGAAAUUAUAAGCGUUCGAGAAAAUAAUUUGAACUUUGUGCAUCAGGAAAUCUUCUACAAACUAAGUAAAUUGCAAUCAAUUGAUUUAGAACAGAAUUUAUGUACAACAUCGAUGAAUAGUGGUAAUAAUGAUUAUGAUUAUCAUUACAAUUACAAUCGAAGACACAGGACGACAUAUUUUAAGCAGGACCCCUACGCUCACAGGGACUCAGUGUUAAACUUUCUGCAAUCUCAUUGCCAAUCUUGGGAAACCGCAUACAACAUUUACAUGACACUGUCUAAAAGUUGGAUCAAUCGUUUAAAAUCGGAAAACGAAAAAGUGAUAGAGGGAUUAACACACCAAUUAAAAACCUGCGACGGAAAUUUGGACGCAGCGCUGACUAAUUAUCACCAACAAAAAAUAAUGGGCUCGUCCAUAGUCUCCAUGACUAUGCCCAACGAUUUACCAGUAAUCAACCUGAGCUGUGAGAAUGAGUCCUGUGUCGCUGUCGACUUUAAAGUUUCUUUCGCGAACACGUCAAUUGAUAGCGAACUUUAUAAGGAGCAAACAAUCAAGUCUCUCAAAAUUUACCAACAGCAGACCUUGUUUUUGCCGCAAAACUUAGAUGAACAUUUUUCGCAACUAAACGAAUUGUCGGUGACCGAAAGUGGACUGUAUGAAAUAGAAUUCAAUGUUUUUGUAGGACUAAACUUGUCCUUAUUGAACUUGACCAACAAUAAAAUACCCGAAAUUCCAGUCGAUACUUUCGCAGACCUGAACAACCUGCAAGUACUCGAUCUGUCAUUUAACAAAAUCCAUUCACUUUUCGACGAUGUCUUUGCGAGUCUAAAGAGUCUUCAGCAACUUUAUCUGAACCACAAUUACCUAACUUCCAUUCAAAUUGAAGUAGUGAGAAAUCUGGAAAGUCUUAGAGGCCUGUAUUUGCAAGGCAACCGAUUAAAAUUUAUCAGUGCAACUCUACUGACACCAUUAACUUACUUGAAAUCAGUUGAUCUCACAGGUAAUGCAUGCAUAAAUAUGAAUCACCCGACAUCGUCUUUGGUGGACAUCGAGGCAACAAUUAUCGACAAUUGCAUUGAACCGGUUGAAUUAAGCUGCAAGUCUUACCGCAUUGAAACGAGCGAAAACGUUGAAAAUACCAGUUACUGUAGUGUUGACAGCCUGUUGAUCGAGUACCCAAAAACGAAAAUUUCAAUGCUACGAAAUAAUAAACAGGAAAUGAACAAUAGUGAACCGAGCUUACACGUUAAAAUCUUCGUCGUCGACAGCCAGUCAAUCAAAUUUUUACCGUUUCAACUAUCACAGCAUUUCCCGAAUCUUGAACGAAUUGAAAUCCUAAAAUCAAAUCUAACAACUCUACAUUUAAUGGACUUCGAUGGAUUCCUGGAAUUGUCUGAAAUCGUCAUCAACAAUAAUAACCUCUCAUCGAUCAGCGAAGGUACUUUUGAUACAGUUCCUCAACUAGAACUAUUGGAUUUAUCGUCGAAUGGCAUCACGAUAUUACCGAAGCAUAUCUUUGUAAAAUUAACUCGUUUGCACACACUCAUCCUGUCACACAAUCAGAUCGUCAGAUUUAUGGCCGAUUUAUUGCCACGAAGAAAUGUGAUCGAGACAUUCCGCGCGGACAACAACCAACUUGAAUUCAUCGAGACAAGAACUAUCCGGUUCCUACGGAAAGCUAAACUAAUCGAUUUGACCGGAAACGUUUGCAUCGACAUGCAGUUUGCUAAGACCGAAAACAGAACAAGAGCUUUGGUGGAACUAUCGGGAGAAAUUGACCUGAAUUGUUCGGCCGACGAUUUAUACGAGUGAUACCAAAACUUUUGUUUCAACCAUGAUUCUCUUAACUGAAAGUGAUUUUUGAAAAUGUUCUAUUUAAAUUCGUAAAAAAGUUAAAUACAGAAAACGUUCGUAACGCUUGUU